AUGUCUCAGUCUUUUUUGAUUUGUAUACUUCUAUGCUGUACUCUACACAUUGCUAGUUGUGCAGUUAUUGAGGACCGUAGUCCAGAUUCAAACGAACUUGAGGAGUCUAGGCCUCUGAAGUGGCUAAAAGGAGCCCAGGAUGUGUUUACUAGCCCCACGGGUCAUGUUGUUGUCCAAGUCGCAAAAGAACUAAUAAAUCGAUCGGCCGGAAAUAGCCAGGUUUUAAGUCUUAAUUUGACGAAUUUGUUGAUUAUACUACUUCUUAAAGUUCUAAUAUUUUCUGCCGGUUUGCUGGGAGCUGGUCAUUGGAGCAAUUAUGGCUAUGCUCGUUCAAGAGAUAAUGGAUUUUCAUUUUUCCUUAAUGAUGGCGAAGCCUACUUAAUUACCGGAUUCUUAGCGGCGCAAAGUGGUUUUGAUGAUUGUUUGUAUGCAGCAGCAUGUGCAGCGCCUAAUGUGGCUUAUGAAUAUGCAAAAGCCGCUAAAGCUUUAAUGGACAGUAUAUCAAAAUAUGAUGGAGUUGAAUUUACAAACACACGAUAUAUAGAGUUAAUCAUUCUGGUUGAAGAAGCAGCUCACAAUGGAUAUCGCGGAAUUCCCUGUAACACAACGAUAACAUGCGAUGGUUUAUUUUAAUUUACUACAUACUUUA
Messenger RNA from Calliphora vicina (urban bluebottle blowfly), 649 nucleotides. RefSeq lists its product as uncharacterized. The record is from RefSeq and is a predicted model, not a curated record. Bases 1 to 633 code for a protein of 210 amino acids. The transcript is spliced from 4 exons. Lineage: Eukaryota; Metazoa; Arthropoda; Insecta; Diptera; Calliphoridae.